AUGACUUCAUUUAUCAGUGCACAAGUGCUAUCCAAAACUGUCAUUCAAUCACAAGUUCAAGCAUCCAUUGAACAAUUUCAAUCAGCUGCAUCAACUCAAUUUGUAACACAAUUACAAUUAGAAACAAAAGGGUUGUCCGGAAAUUCAAAUAAAUGUCCUGGAAAUUCAAAUAAAGCAUUAUAUGCAUCAAGAGGUAUGAUGAGUGGUUGUUAUCCAAUUGAAGCUCUUCUUCAACCGACACUUCAAUAUUUCUAUGAUCAACAAUGUAUCGAUUCGAAUAGUCAAUUUUUAAAACUAGAUAUUUCUUCUUUAGAAAAAAGAUGUCAACCAUCAUUAUGUAGUUAUUCAUAUCUUGGACAUCAUAGUACAAUUGAAAUAAUAACAUCACUCAUUAAUAUUUAUGGUGGUUUGGUAAUUAUUACUCAACGUAUAGCUGUCAUACUUACAAAAGUAUGGCUAUGUCGAACACAUCGAGUUAAUUCAGACACAAAUUGA
Rotaria sordida is the source of this 495-nucleotide messenger RNA. The record is from the annotation of a GenBank genome assembly. NCBI's taxonomy places the organism in Eukaryota, Metazoa, Rotifera, Eurotatoria, Philodinida, Philodinidae.